CUUCACUGAAAAAAAAAAGGCUACAAACUUAAAAUGAGUGGCUCUGCAAUUUUUUAUGUUGCUCUGUUUCUUGUACUGCCUUCUCUUCUUUAUCAAGAAGUUCAGGGGAAGCCGCUGAUUGGUGGGUGCGAUCUUUUUCAAGGAAGAUGGGUCGCCGAUGUGUCGUACCCUCUUUACAACGUGUCGGAUUGUCCUUUUGUUGAGAAAGAAUUUGAUUGCCUUGGAAAUGGCCGCCCCGAUCAGCUCUAUCUCCGAUACCGGUGGCAGCCAGAGGGCUGCCUCUUGCCCAGAUUCAAUGGUGAAGCAUUCUUGAGGCAAUUUAGUGGAAAGAGCAUCAUGUUUGUGGGAGACUCCUUGAGUUUGAAUCAAUGGCAAUCCUUUACUUGUAUGCUUCACAAGUUUGCUCCACAAGCCACUUAUACCAUUACUAGAAUUGGAGCCUUGUCCAAAUUUACUUUCCUAGAAUACAAGCUGAAUAUCAUGUUUUCCAGAAAUGCAUUUCUGGUAGAUAUUAUAGGCACAAAAAUGGGUAGGGUGCUGAUGCUCGACUCUAUAGAGACAGCAAAAAUGUGGAAAGGAAUUGACGUCUUGAUAUUCAAUUCAUGGCAUUGGUGGCUGCACACCGGAAGAAAGCAACCAUGGGAUUUGAUUGAAGAUGGAAAAAACAUGUACAAGGAUAUGAAUCGAUUGGUGGCAUAUGAGAAAGGACUAAGAACUUGGGCUAAAUGGAUUAACCAAAAUGUGGAUCCUUCUAAAACCAAGAUCUUCUUUCAAGGCGUUUCUCCAGACCAUUCCGAUGGGAAAUUGUGGGGGGAGGCCGGAGGGAACUGCAGCGAAAAAACGAGGAUUUUGGGCGGGCCGGAGUAUCCAGGGGGCCCACAUCCGGCGGAGCAGACGGUGGAGAGAGUGCUGGAAGGGAUGUCGAAGCCAGUGUAUUUGCUGAAUAUCACCAAACUUUCACAGCUGAGAAUAGACGGCCACCCCUCCGUGUACGGCAGCGGCGGCCACAGAGCCAUGGACUGUAGCCACUGGUGUCUCGCCGGCGUUCCUGAUACUUGGAACGAACUAUUAUACGCAGCUCUCCUUCCAAAUAACAACCAUCAUCAUCUUUAAUUUCAUUUUUCAUAUUCUUCUUCUUUUACCACAGAAAACGAGACACACAGAAAUGGAUUUGAUUAAAUUUCAGAUAAAUAAAAAAAAAAAAAUGUGUCAUUUCCCAAUUUAUUACA
This is a messenger RNA of Benincasa hispida (wax gourd), 1229 nucleotides long. Its product is annotated as protein trichome birefringence-like 43. Gene Ontology annotation, cellular component: Golgi apparatus. The record is from RefSeq and is a predicted model, not a curated record. Gene Ontology annotation, molecular function: O-acetyltransferase activity. NCBI's taxonomy places the organism in Eukaryota, Viridiplantae, Streptophyta, Magnoliopsida, Cucurbitales, Cucurbitaceae.